Molecule: messenger RNA, 1110 nt
Organism: Fusarium pseudograminearum CS3096
Lineage: Eukaryota; Fungi; Ascomycota; Sordariomycetes; Hypocreales; Nectriaceae
Exons: 3
Coding region: 1-1110 (369 amino acids)
Biological process (GO): polysaccharide catabolic process
Molecular function (GO): cellulase activity
Source: RefSeq, a predicted model, not a curated record
AUGAGGUUGACCACACUCAUAGGUAGUGCUUUGACCGUACUACCAGAUCUUGUAUCGGGCCAAACCGAUCAGAAGGGAACAGUAUGCGGCAACCAAAGAUUUGGCAACCUGAACGACUCCCUCUCAUAUUACCCCAACGCAUGGAACAAAAAGAGUCCCAAAAAUGGCUUUGUUUGUCUCAAAGUCGACAACAGCACACCGGCAUUUGAUGCGACAUGGAAUUGGGACAAGAAUAUUCAAGACGUACAUUCUUUCCCAUACGUACGUUUCAACCACCCGGAUUUACCCAUCCGUCUCAACAAUCUUGAAUCGAUACGUCUGUCAACCGAUUGGAUAUACACGCCAGGAAACCCAAGCCAACCACCUCGAGAUUUCAGCAGUUCAAAAUGGGCAGCAAACAAAGAUCAGCUAAACAGCAAAGGUGUGCAGGCUAAUGCAGCUUGGGAUUUCUUCCUCGAUGACGAUCGGAAUAGAACUCUAUAUCCCCAAGUUGCGGCCGUUGAGAUCAUGGUUUGGCUUGGAUCAGUCGGAGACCCAUGGUGGCUAGGGCGGGCCAACAAUAGCAUCAUAUCGACCGUAACUUUGGGAAAGACAGAUUUUUCGUUAUUUUACGGGCGCAAUUCGGGCGGAACUCACGUCUUUACGGCCGUCACCAAAGACAACACAGACAUCUUGUCUUUUGAUGAAAACUUCUAUCCGCUUUUCAAGUUCGUUUUGGAACAAGCGCACAAGCAUAUUGAUGAGCCGAACGAUUUACCGAAAGACCCCUGGCUAGGUAUCAUUGAGUUUGGGACAGAGACAUGGCUAUCGAAUGGCAAUGCCACCUUUACAGCUGCCAACUUUGCGAUGGACCUGAAGAGUAAUGUGACUGAGAAUGAUCGCAACUCGACUGGAUCAGGGAAUGGGGGUAACAAGACGAGUGGUGGCGAUGGGGAUAAAGGUGAUGGUGCAAGCAAAGGCAAUGAGGGAGAUAAAGGAAGUGGUAAUGAUAAUGGGGAUAACUCGACAAGCAAGGGCGACGAGGAAGACGAUGCGCGACGGUUAAUGAACAACUCAGUCCUGGGAUAUGUCGUGACAGCAGCGUUGGUAAUCAGUGCUGUUCUAUCAUGA